AUGCCAGUGAGGCGCAACACGCCCCUGGAAAAGCGCCGGGUCAAGACUGGGUGUGUCGCGUGUCGCCAGCGACGUCGAAAAUGUGACGAAAAGAAACCACAAUGCACUGGCUGCGAGUCGCGGAAAGUUGCCUGCAAAUACGUCAACGGUUCAGAUCCCCAAUCCGGCACCUACGCAGAAAUCAUUUUUGUGACGAAUGACCCCUCUCCAGAGAAAGCAGCGCCGAGUUCAGAAACUCGAGGCACGGCAUUCGCACGGCACUCUCCGCGCCCGAGCGUUUGUUGGCAACUGCCCGCCUCCUCGUCCUCGCGGACUCUGACGCAUCAUCACCAUACAACCCGCUCCGACUGGGAGUCCUACUUUGACAUUGAGCUUACAGAGGCGUCUCAGAGGGACAUUGCCUUACUGCGCCAGUUCCGCUAUCGCACUGCGCCGUGGCUAGAGGCUGGCGAUCCAGACAGCGCUUUUGGUGUUGCCAUGAUGCAAACGGCGCAGAAAUGUGAACCUGUGCAGACUCUGCUCGUCGAGCUGGCGUCGUCACAUCUUCGAGGGGACUACAACAUCACACGUGCACACACUGCCCGGACUGAGCUGUCUGAUGUCGCCCCGGAGCUGCAACCCCUCGCCGAUGCUCUCAUCAAGCUUGCCGAGACCCUGUGUUCUGGCACUCGUGCUUGGAAACGGUUUGUAUUUCAGCAAGGCACUCAUUGUAGUUUUCAAGAGCCUUUCAAAACUCUCGUGUGUCAGCAGUCUCGUAUCGAUUUGGCAGCAUCGAUAUUGACAUGCGCGCCGCCGAUGACGACUCCAGAUUUAUACUUGCUGCAACACAAUGCUACUUCUAGAGACCACUUGAUAUUGGCCUCACCAUAUAACUGGGCGCUCCAUCAUCUCACGGCAACUCUUCACUUUGUCUUCCGACGAAGUGCUGACGACCUCGAGACAGCGCGAGGUAGCCCCGACAACCCUGCCGCAUUCUCAAUAUCGGGUGCUCCUCCAAACUGGCAGAGUCUCUGGCUACGUAGCCAAGCGUGGUACGAUACGCGGCCCGUGGAGAUCCAAUCACUAGUCGAUGUCGGUAGCAUCGAGGUAAGUCGAAUUGACCCCACGAAUGCGGCUUCAUUCCCGAUACACCUCUACUCUAGCGCCAUUGCUGUGCAGGCAGCCAUUUUCUAUCAUAUUACUGCACUACUCUUAUUGCAAUACAAGCCCCGACUUCUCAACAUCCCUGGCCGACGUCAGCAUUCGACAUCCCCUAUCUGGCAUGCGAGGGCCAUUGCAGGCAUUGUCACGUCAAAUGACUUUCCCGAGCAGUGGGAUCCGAUUGUCAUUAGCUCUAUCCUAUACACUGCAAGAGACAUUACGCAUUUUGCGCAGCAGCAUGCCAUUCUUGCAUGCCUCCAAAACAUUACAUGGCAAACCGGAAUCCCGUUCGACCAUGAAGCCGAGCAGCUUCGCGCUCAGUGGGCGGCUGCAAACCUAGUGGAAAGCCCGCCAUUUCGCUGA
Molecule: messenger RNA, 1503 nt
Organism: Cordyceps militaris CM01
Lineage: Eukaryota; Fungi; Ascomycota; Sordariomycetes; Hypocreales; Cordycipitaceae
Product: Fungal transcriptional regulatory protein
Exons: 4
Coding region: 1-1503 (500 amino acids)
Biological process (GO): positive regulation of transcription by RNA polymerase II
Cellular component (GO): nucleus
Molecular function (GO): zinc ion binding; transcription cis-regulatory region binding; DNA-binding transcription factor activity, RNA polymerase II-specific
Source: RefSeq, a predicted model, not a curated record